Molecule: messenger RNA, 8077 nt
Organism: Harpia harpyja (harpy eagle)
Lineage: Eukaryota; Metazoa; Chordata; Aves; Accipitriformes; Accipitridae
Exons: 2
Coding region: 6847-7788 (313 amino acids)
Source: RefSeq, a predicted model, not a curated record
AUAAUAACAUAAUGUAAAUGUUGGCAUAUGGUCCAGUUUAUUUUAUGGUGUCAAAUGUACAUUAAUUAUUGUAUAUGUUUUUUAGUUAUUUAGUUAAUAAAUUGCAAACACCCUAAGAACUCAAACAGAAGACUACAUUUGAAAAUAUUCCCCACAUUUCUUCCUUUUGUCUCCUUUCCUUCAUCUUGCCUUUUUUUCCUUCUUUGUAUCCAACUCUUUUCCAAACCCUUCCAUGUCAUCUCCUCACAGUUACUGCGCUAACUGGCAGCCACAGAGAAUAUGUGGCCAGUAACACAUCCUCAGUGUAGUCCUACGUUAGUGAUAUCGCUUGUCUUUUUAAUGGCCAAACGUUACUCCCAUAACCACACUGUCUCUGUCUCAGGAAAUAGGGAUCUUGCACACAACACUUGAACUUUUGACCUGGAGAAAUGCUGCUCUGCACAAUUUUAAGUUUUCAGUAGAACAUCUUCCACGCUGUCCCGUAUGCAUGGAGUGCCCUCCCUGAACUGAUUCAUAAGGCCACUACCCUCUCCUUGAAAUCUCUCCUAAAGACCCGCUUCCCCGAUGAGCCCUAUUAAGGAAUCAUCUCAGUAACGAUGGCUAGGUAGAGGGGCAGGUAGAAAUAGCGGUGCUAUUUUAAUAGGUUUUAUAAAUGUAAACGUAUAUAUAUGUAUACAAAGUUUGUUUGUGUUUAGCUGUAUUUUUCCAUGCUCCUGUAUGUCAUUUUGCUUUCUUAGAUUGUAAGCUCUCCUGAGCAGGGACUGUGUCAUUUACACGUUUUCAUGGCGUCUAGCCCAAGGAAGAGUCUCAAACCUCCCUGAGCCCCUGGGUGAUAGCUGGUAAAAUAGUCUGUGUCCUGCUCUUCGACAAAGUUCAGCGUCACGGAAAGGAAAGCUAGGCUGUAGGCAGUGUCUUCUCUCAACAGGGAAGCUUUUGCUUUUUAACAUUAAACAGAACAAAAUUGGGUUAUUUUCCACCCUUUAUUUUUCUGCUCUUUUCUGACCUCCUUUCCAGUCGCUAGCAGAGGUUCUAGCUAGUGAUAUUUUCCUUUCUCCAUUCAGAGAAUAUGACAGAAUAAACCCCAUUGCUACUGGUAUUUUUCUGAAAAAUAUGUUUUGGCAGCAUAUAAAAAAAUCUUCACGUUGUUAUUGUAGAGUCUUCUGUCAACCAAAAAUUUCAGUUUUCCGGGUCAUAGGCGAGGGAGGCAUUAAGAUGAAUAUAAUGGCUUUUGUGGUUCUGUUUGACUGGUUUUGCUGGUUGUCUUUUGAGAGGGGUUCUGGUUCAUUGGGAGGAUAGGAGAAGGGAAGGACAUAGGCUGUAUUUUUUAUAUUCAGGGGAGAAGGCAUGAUGUUUGUGUCUAAAGACAUAGGUAAUAAAAUCUUUAGGUUCACAGUAGUACAGUAUGGGCAGUAUUAUCAUUUUACUGCAGUUACAUAGCAGGAAUUACUAAAAUGUAAACUGUACUUCAUCUGUGCCACUGACUUUCUGCUUACAGUAGUUGCCUGACUCAGAGAGAUAGCGUCCAACUUCUAAACGUAUGUUUGGAGAGGAUGUGUUUUCAAUAGUGAAACUACUUUCUGGAUUUUGUGGGAUAUCGGGGAAGGGGAAGAGGUGUUCUUUUUUCUUUUGCGACUUGUAGGUUUCCAAGAAUCACUGAAUAAGUAAGCAAGCUAUGGCAACGUGUAAACUAACAGUUAGUUGUAGCAGCAAUUUUUUGGAGGCAGUACUUAAAAUAUAAUUCCAGGUAAUGUGUAGCUAGCCCAUUAAUACUGAAGAAUAACCAAAAUAUUCAUGCAGCAGGUUAAAACGAAGAUUUGAAAAUACUCUAAAAAUAAAACAUUAAAAGAAAAAUUUUUGGUCAUAAUUUUUAUCAUCACUACAGAAAAUAGGUAUCAUUAGAGUUUCAAAAUUAAUAUUUGAAAAUAAUCAGUUUAACUCUGUUCAUAAACAGUUUAUGUGGCUCAUGAAAAGCUUGUUUUUAAAGGGUUUUUUCCUUCAGUUUUUGUUUUGACUUGUUUAUCAAUACCUUCUUGUGGAUGGAGAAUUUUAAAAUUACAUGAUAUUUAAGGAACACAUCCAUAAACUAAGAUCUGUAAAUUUCUAGAUACAUGAAUUAAAAAUUGCGUGCUCCUAAGCUUUUUUUACUGCCAGGAAAUGGGUUUGAUUUAGUGAGUCAUUUGGGAUUUUCAGUGAAAGCUAAAGUGGAUAGUGUUUAAUUUUAAAAACCUAAUAUAAAAAUCCUCUAAGAGCAAGUAUAAAAUUAAGAACAGAGCAGGCUAAAUUUUCAUAGUGAGAUGGGAAUGACAAGAUAAACAAUUCUUCUGCAUUAGUAAAUAUUACUUUGACAGUGUCACGCAAGCGUCAGUUGUGAGCUAGGGGUGGUGGUUUGUUUGUUCUUAGGUUUGAUAUGGUAAUCAAUCUAAAAUGAUCCCUCUGUAUGUGUUGAUACUGGUCUUUGGGUUUUGAUGUGGGCUACAGUGCCAAAUACAAAUGUAGGAUUUUCCUCCUUUGAACAGUUUAGAUGCUAGUACCACCUCUCAGAUCAGAAUAACUGUGAUAUCAUCAACCCAGAAUAUUGUUAUCUGGCAUCAAGCCUUAGUGGCAUUUGAACAGAAAAAUAUCAGUUGAUGGCAUUCAAAAGAAAUAUUAUUAGCUCUGUCUGCAAUAAGCAUUCACACUUCAUCCCAUUCCUGUUGUCCAUUGUUUCAAAGGUGGCACAUUCUAAUGGCAUCUGAAACAAUGAAAUUGCAGAGCAAAUACAUAUAAAUGAAUGCCAAACAGCGGCUUAGCUUACAGUGUUAUGUUGUGUUUGAAGAAACCACUCACAAAGACGUCCGGGUUCAAAACGCAUUUUUUUAUUUCACUGUGGUGGAGUUGAUGAUGGAGAUUUGUCUGCAGGAAACAAUGGAAAUACCAUCAAGGCAACUUUUACAGCACUCACAACGUCGACUCCUUUGAUAGUUUCCAGCAUCAGCAGUGCUUCUGUGUAGGAAGAAGGUUUUCUGAUCUUCACCAGACACCGUAUUUUCGAAGAUGAGAGCAAAAGGCAUCAGGCUUAAUGAAGAAUUCUUGAAGGGUAUCCUUGUAAGUAAUUGAUUUGCAUUACAUAUUUGGAAUUCUAAUGAGAUAGCAAUAUAAUAAUAAGAAAAAGGUUGUCAUCAGGUUGUAAUUUUUCACAAGCAUAAAGCAGUGACUCUGGGUCGAAUUUGUGAAGUAUAUGUGUGAAAAAACAUGGGCCGCAUUUUUUGUUGAUGUAGCAAGGUUACAGGUUUUAUGACUUGUAGUCUAACUGGUGGGGAGGCUGCAGCAGUGUAAGAAGGUAUAGGAUUAGGACCAUGCCUAUGACAUGCGUGCUUUUAAAACACUUUGUAAGAGAAAAGCAUUGAAAAUCAGCAUGUGUCACGGAGAACAAUGCUAACCCUAUGUUUUCCACUGAAAAAAAUUCGGCACCUAGCUGGCAAUGCGCUGAUUAGCAACUUUUGGCACAGAAUCUUGAAGUAACAGGUAACUCUGAGUACUGAACACUUCUUCAAACCAGGGUUUAUGUUGCAUGAGGUGGGCAGCUUUAACUAACGAUUUGAAAACACUGGAAGUCCUGAGCAGAGGUCAGUUGAGUCUCUGUGGGGGUGUUCUCCUCAUUUACGCUAGUAUUAUUUUGAAUUUAUCAGCUUACUCUUGCGUAUGUAGGGCCCUUUCAUGAUACUUGUUUUUCUUUACUACAGGGCAGUAAUUGAAAAGGUUUUCAAAACCUUUCUGCAUCAGCUCAACAAGACAAUGGUAUAAAAGAAGUUGGAAAAGGAAUUGUAAGUGUUAAAGAAAACGUGGGGUUUGUAGCGUUUGGAAACAGACGAAUUAAAUACAUUGGCUUAUGUGAGUGUCGCUUGCUGUACUCAGAUAUUAUUAAUUGAAUAUCUAACCACAUAUUCAAAAUCACGACUGCUUGAGGAACAGUAAAAAUUGCAUGUGUUUCCCAACAUGGUACAGUUAGGACAGUGGAAAACUUUUUCAACACUUUUAAUGUGUUCUCUCUCUUUUUCAGGAGCCAGGGAGAUGAAGGACUUAUCUCCCUCAUCUCAAAACUCCCUUUGCUGCUAUUUCUCUUUUUUUUUUCUUCAAAUGUUCAUACACCCAUGUUAAUUAAUUUCUAAUAUAAUUAAAAAUAAAUGGUUUUAGAUAAUUCAUCAUAGUUUGUUUGGUUUUUCCCCUCGGUGUGGAAGCGUGAGAGUAAGUGUAAGAACAGAGAAGGCUGCAAGUGUCUUAGGUCCUCCACCUUUCUUUUUGGUUUCUUUCGGUUGAUUGUCUUUCUUUUGUGACUAGGCCAAAUUUUCAAAUGCUGUCUCUUAAACAGAACAUCAAAUUGCCACUUAAAUUCCACCUGGCUUGCAGGGUAGGAGUGGGUAUUGACUAUAUUCUCUGCUUUGUUUUUGUUCUUAAACAGAAACCACUGUUAGACAAUGACCAUUCCUCUUUCAAGGUAGGCUGAAUUGUAAGGCUUCAGGAUUGCAGGUGUAUUUUCAAUGCCUGUAUAAUUUUUUCAUUAAUUGAGCAUACUGUUAAAGAGCUGGUACUUGAAAAUUUUAACUAUAGAAAGAAUUUGAACAUAUCAGUUUUUCUGCCUUCCUUAAAAUUACUCUUGAUGGUGUGAUUAUAAUAUGUAAAUGUGACUUAUAUGUACUAAUGUGAAGAUAUUUUCAGCCCUAGAAACACAAAUAAGACUUUCUUUCAAGAAAGUUUUGAUAGUUCUUUAUUGUGAAUACAUACAAAUCAUUUUCAUAAAUCAUGUAAUGGUAUUUAUAGAUACUCAAUGCUUAAUGAUUAAUUUUAGUCACUAAACAGUUUUUAUGUUUUACUGAUUUAUUUUACGUAAUUUUCACUUUUUUGGAUUUUAGUGUACCUCGUAGAGUUUACAGUAUCCCAGAGAACAUACAAGUAUUUUUUUACUCAAUUUCAUAGAAGGAAAGUGUUGCAAAUGGCUUAUGUUUUUGACUGUGUUGCAAAGCACUUUUGUUAUUUCCUCAUUAUGCUAACUGCUAAAGUAAUAUUCUCUGCCUAUUGUUUGCAGUAUGGUAAAUAUGUGAUUUUGGCAUUGUGAUUUAAGCGCAAUCCUGCAAAUUGUUCAUUUGGGGUGGGGCUGGAAGAAGUUAAUUCCAGAUUAAAAUGUGCUCGUGGUGGCAGAUUUAUGAGGAUUAGCCUAAUUGUCUAAAUGAAAACUCAAAUCAUUGCAUUUCUGUAUAUUUUUUAACUAUACAUUUACCUGACAUAACCGUAGGCUGAACUUGUUUCUUUCCUCUAAAUAUGAUCAUAAACAGCAAAUUUGGAUUUAAAUCUUAACCUUCAAUAUUCUUACUCUGAAACAAUGCUUUAGCUAAGGUUAGUCUGUAAAUUCUUAGCAGUAUGUUGAAGGCCUAGUUAUACUUUACCUACUUUUGGUCUUUGACAAAUUUCUAUACAUUUAUUCCUAUUUGAAUAGCUAAAAAAAAAGACAUUAGUUUUCAGUGGACAUAGCUAAUGUAACGGAGAUCCAUUUUUAACCAUCUGCAAAUAGGAGUCACCUGUUUUUCCCCGGAGGCACUAGAGGUCUAUUCAUCAAGUACAAUUGCUUCUAUGACAAGCAACAUUAUCAUAUGAACUUCUAUAGUCUGAUCAAGCUUUCUUUUGAAAUCAGUAGGUUCUCAUCUUUCUGCUACCACCCUAUUAGCAUCGGAAAGGUGUUGUAGAAUUGUGUUCAUCUGCUUCUUUGAAAGCAUUGUCUAGAUUCCCGUGCGUACUGUUUGCCCAAAUUGUCCUUUACAUUGUUCCCCCCACCCACAGACAUUCACCCUGAAGUUUUACCAAGUUACUUCCCAGCUCUUCUUUUACAAACUAAGCAGGGCAAGGUCUUUUGCAUAUAUAUGGGAAGUGACAAAAAUCUAAAAGGAAUACAAUGUAAUUAAGUGCACCUAGUUGAUUUAGAUGCUUUUUUUUUUUUUUUCAGACAUGCAAACUUAUAAUUAUAGGCAUAAUCACUCCUGGCCCUUAUGCUAAAACCAAGCUACAUAUAGUUAAAAGUAAAAGGAAUUUAAAAAAUUAAUCCGUAAGAUAAAAGCAACACCACAGCCAUAUUUUUAUCUAGUUUAAACCAAUCUCUGUGCAUUUUUAAUAAGCACACAUAAAGACUACCCCUUUAGUUUUAGUACUGCUUAGGUAACUGAUUUUUGCAGUUUACUGAGAAGGAAACAAAUUUUAUCGGCUAAUGAAAGAAAUUGAACUAAACUUGCAAACUCAUAUUUAGGGAAGGCGAUGGAACAAAAUAUGUGCAUAUGCAGUACCUGACAUUAAGGGCUCUGUGCCUAGACCUGUUGACACCAAGGAAGAAUGAAUGUCCUGUGUUCCCAUCACUUUUCAAAAGGAAAAAUACAUGUGCCAAAUAUUUGACUGUGGUUGGCUGCAGAUGCUAGAAAAGGUGGGUGAUACUACAGCAUAUAGGUGCAAUUGGCAUUGUAUGAAGUUUUGCAUAACUGAUUGCGCCUGGUACAGUUUCUGUCUGUAUCUAUCUUAGGUAUUUACAAGGCAUCUGUCACCUUGGUACCUAAGCAGUUUGAAAAAUGCACCCACCCCAGGAGGCAUGAUGCAGAUACAGGCAGAGGCCCAGGUCCAGAGCAGCAGAGGCAGGUCCCAGGAAGCUCCCCAACUGUGUUACCGCUGUUGUUGAGCUCCUGGCCCACUUGGUGUGGCCAAGGAACAUCUCCACCUACCUGUCAGCAGGAAGACGGUACCCCACCCCUCACGUCCAGCUCCACUGGUGGGGAAUCUGAAAAGGAAAGAUAAUGGAAAAGGCAACGAUCCAGUAGCAGAGGUGAAACAGAAAUGGUGGGAUUUCAAAAGGAGGGAUUCUUAAAGAGCAGCACAUCUCAGGGGAGGGAUCAACUGCCAGUCCAAGUGGCAGAUGUCACUGGGGAACAAGAUGGGGAGGUUCCUGGAUCCUCGGGGCAAGCCGGCCGUCACCGAGGGAGCUCGCCGUCCACGCCGGCCGAAGAACAGGAAUCCUCGGUGCCUGCCUCUGACGAAGACUCGCCGGCCAGGACCACAGAGAGCUGGCAGUGGCCGUUGUCCUCGUCUGAAACGCACAGCAACGUUGGGGAGGAUUUUGAGGGAUUUCAAACGCCAGCGCGGACUCCGGAGUGUACUAUGGACAUACAGUCUCCCGGGGAUCAGUCACUCAGUAGGACUCCUCAGUUUGAAAGUGACUCUCCUGAGGAGGAGGAGGGAAAUGAUGAAAUGAAUGAAGAGCGCUGCGGUGUUGAGCCUGUCCCUAGGGAUCGGGGUUGGAGAGGGCAGCCCCAGCUAACAGAGGGAGAGAAGCUGUUGAUGGAAACCAACAGUAGGAUUGUGCAGCUGCUGGAAAAUAUCAAGAGGGAGCAUGCACAGUCCAUGGGUCUCAUGUCACAGUCCAUGGGCCGUAUGGAGCUGCAGCUGGGCAUUGUGGCUACCUCCACAAGAGCCAUCCAUAACUACCUGUCAGAGAUUUUAGCUUUCCUCAAGCAGCCAAGGACGCAGGUCCUUGAAACGCGCAUCUCCCAAAGAGCCACCCCCCAUGUCGAGUUAACUUGUGCCUCGACAUGGACCGGUGAGGACGCAGUGGCAUCCUCCACUGUGUGCUUACCCGGGGCCGAAGGGACGAGCGACUCUCGAGAACCACCGCAGGCCACGCUGCCUUGUCGCAGUGGCCGGCUGCAGAGAGCCAUAACCGAGAGGGCCUCGUUGCCCAUGCCUACACGCCAGGCAAAAGGGGGAGGGAAGAAAAAAUAACCACACCAUAGGAUUUUUAGGGUUUUUUUUAAUGUGCCUGUCCUUUUAAUUCUUAGCCAUAAGGCCAUCAGUGGCAGAAUUCAACCAUUUCCUACAUUGGCUAACAUUGUAUUCUGGCUGACUAGAUUAGUCUAACAUUUUGUAGUUUAUAUUUGCACUGUUAACGAUGUGUGCUGCUGGUAUUUGAAGAACAUUUGCCUCUGUUCUUUCACUUUAACUUCAUACGAGCAUUUUUUUACUCUGUGCCAGGCAUUCAUUGCUUUUCUUACAAAUACAAGUCAUUUCUUGA